AAAGAAUAAUAAUAUAAUUAUUAUUGAAGUGAUAGUGAAAUUUUAUUAACAAUGUCUUCGGAUCAGGAAGUACUUUAUAGUCCGAGCAAAUGGAGCAAAAGAUUCGAUCAAAUACAAAUAUUAUCAAAUCACUAUAAAUUUUCUAAAGAGGUUACCGAAAAUGCUCGUAAAACUUUAAAAUGUGAACUUGAUAUUUCGUAUGGAACAACAAAAGGAACUAAAUACGAUAUUUAUGGAACUGAUUUACCUAAAGACUCCCCUAUAUUUAUAUUCAUUCAUGGUGGUUAUUGGCAAGAAGGUAGUAAAGAUAUAUCUGCAUAUGCAGCUCCUGUCUUUGUUAAUAAAGGAAUUAAAGUUAUAACCAUUGGUUACGAUUUAUGUCCUAAUGUUAAACUUAGGGAUAUAAUAUCGCAGAUAAAAACAGCAAUUACACAUAUACUAAAAUCUGCUUCGAGUCUCAAAUGUCGGAAUGUUUGGAUGUCUGGCCAUAGCGCUGGUGCACAUUUAGCGUCCAGUAUUUUAUAUGAUAAAUUAUGGUUAGAUGAAAUGACAAAACAUGGAUACUUAUAUCUAUUAAAAGGUAUCGUGUUAAUAGGUGGCAUUUUUAAUUUGGAACCUCUUGUCAAUACUAGUAAUAAUAUAGCUUUAAAACUUACAAAAGAUGAAAUCGACGCAUACAGUUUUACCAUUCUCAAUACUAAGAAUAAUACUCCUAUCCAAGGGUUAAAAGUUAUUGUAACCAAUGGAGAAUGUGAUUCACCAGUAUUUAUCAAUGAAUCACGCGAGUGUGCUCAGAAACUUAUUACAAUGGUUGAUAAUGUUCAAUAUAUUUUGUUAAGAGAAAAUAUCGAUCAUUUUGAUAUCGUAGAAAAUCUUACAAAUGAGGAAUUUAUUUUGACGAAAAUAAUAUUACGUAAUAUUUUCUAUGAUUAAAAAAGAACUUAUAUAGAAAUAAUAUCGAAACGUACAUAUUGAACAUACACUCAAAUAAAUUUAUAAUAAACAUUUAAUGUAUAAAAUUUAUUUAAAUAUUUGUAAAAAAUUUAUCUAGUGUAAUAUAUUAGUGUACUUAUAUGUUGAUAAAUUACAAAUUGUCCAUAAAAAAA
Molecule: messenger RNA, 1106 nt
Organism: Apis florea (little honeybee)
Lineage: Eukaryota; Metazoa; Arthropoda; Insecta; Hymenoptera; Apidae
Gene: KFase
Product: kynurenine formamidase
Molecular function (GO): arylformamidase activity
Source: RefSeq, a predicted model, not a curated record